Messenger RNA from Rotaria sordida, 1632 nucleotides. Lineage: Eukaryota; Metazoa; Rotifera; Eurotatoria; Philodinida; Philodinidae. The record is from the annotation of a GenBank genome assembly.
AUGAGCGAUAGCAAUAGUUAUUUUAUUGUGAUUAUUAUUUGUCUUCAAACACUUUAUACUUGUAUUCUUUCAAUAAUAGGACAAUAUAUCUAUGGAUAUUUUCUACGAACUUAUUAUGAUAUGUAUCAAAAUUGGACAAUUAUUAAUAAUUCAUCUUUGAAAAUCGAUAUAUUUGAAUUAAAUCGAGAACAAUGUAUAGAAAAUACAACAGAUAUUUCAAAUAGUUCUGCUCAAACAUGGGCACAACAACAAUCAGCUGAUUUAAUAUUUCAAGCAACUCUAUGGAGAGCAUUUCCAAUUAUUAUCAUUACGUAUUUAUUCGGUCUCUAUGCUUCACAAUUAAAUCGACGAUUAGUAUUAAUAUUAUCUAUAAUAGGAAAUGCUAUUCAUGUGAUUAUUUAUCAAGCAAUCAUCUAUAAAAAUUUAGCUGAAUAUUGGUGGUAUAUAUCGGCUUUUAUUGUUGGUUUGUCAGGUGGUCCUAAUAUUCUAGGUAUUGUAAUGAAUUUAGUAAUCACAGAGAGUACCGAAGAAAAUGAAAGAUCAUCACGUUUUGUACGUUACGGUGCUAUGGCAACGGCUUUAGCAGCAAUAGCAACAUUUGGUAUUGGUUAUUAUAUUCAAUGGCGUGGUUAUACAGAUUUAUUAUGGAUAAGCCUUGGAUUGGAACUAUUAUCAAUUUUUACCGUUAUUUUCUUUUUAAAACCAACACAUUAUUCAACGUCAAUUGAUGAAACUACAGCUCUACUAUCAUCAUCAUCAUCAUCAAACGAUGUACAUGUUACGAUAAACACAUCUACCAUAUCUAAAUUUUACCAUUGUUUUGAUAUUUGUACAGUAUUUAGUUUUAGACAUUGUUCGAAAAAGAAAUCAAUUAGUCUUAUUUUAAUCAUUAUUUCCUAUAUGUUCUAUUUAUUGGCAUUAUCAUCAUUGUCUACAAUGCUUUGGUAUCUUCUUGGUACUCCAUUCUGUUGGACAUCGAAAGAUCUUGGCCAAUUUUCUGCAGUAGCAUUGAUUGCUACGGCUAUUUUUAGUGUACUAGGCAUGAAAAUAUUGAAUUAUAUUGGAGCAAAUGAUGCUAUAAUAUGUAUUCUUAGUCAUAUUUGUUUCGGUGUUUAUUUAUUAUGGAUUUCAUUAGCUCAAUAUGGUUGGCAAUUAUAUCUAGCAUUAUUAAUUAAUCCAUUUUCGAGUUAUCAAAAUAUAUUGACAAUACCAAUGAUAUCUAAAUGGUUAGAAGUUCAUGAACGCAAUAAUGUUUUUACAUUAGUAACAGAAAUAAAUACAAUUAUUACGGCUUUCGGAGGUUCAUUAUCCAAUUGGAUCUAUUCUCGAACAGUAAUUUAUCAAAAAAAUUUUACAUUAUUAUUGGCUAGUGGAAUUUGUAUUAUACCUUGUAUUCUCAAUAUUCGACGAAUUUCCAAUGAACAAGAAUUGACUCGUAUAUCAGAAAUAAAUACAGAACCAACAACUUUGCUACUAUCAAAUAAUCUAUCUCCGCAAGCUGUUGAUGUAACUUGUUUAAUUCAACUACCUCAUUCGCGUACUCAUUCUCUCUGUAUAUCAUAUAAUGAUCGAUCUCGUACUAAUUCUAACUCUUCAUUAAAUAAUCAAAGUGAUUGGCAAGUGACCAUAUAA